Molecule: messenger RNA, 2213 nt
Organism: Myzus persicae (green peach aphid)
Lineage: Eukaryota; Metazoa; Arthropoda; Insecta; Hemiptera; Aphididae
Gene: PIG-B
Product: GPI mannosyltransferase 3
Exons: 2
Coding region: 509-2020 (503 amino acids)
Biological process (GO): GPI anchor biosynthetic process
Cellular component (GO): endoplasmic reticulum membrane
Molecular function (GO): alpha-1,2-mannosyltransferase activity
Source: RefSeq, a predicted model, not a curated record
UUUUGAAUUGUUAGUUGCUAGUUGCUACGUCUUGCUAUCGCCAUUCGUCGUCCAUACUACAACGCUACAACAGUCAACAGCAUUACAAUUUAGUAUUUACCACAAUUAGUCGUGGUAUUUACUAUUUACAUACUUAAAGGCAACAGAAGUGCUAAAUACUAAUGAUCUAAUACAGAUAAAGAAGUACUAAACCAUGAACAUUGCUAAAUGCAAGAUGCUACUAUGCGAGUACCUAUUGAAUAAUUAUAAUUUAUAAAACCACUGAUAGAAGUCUCCUUAAAUAUCUUAAAAGUUUUCAUUUAUUGUUAAUGCAAUUUAUAUGAAGCGUUUGUUUGUUUAUUAUUUUUAUGUAAUUGAUAUAUUGAGGACAUAAAAUCUUAACCAGACACUUAAUAUUUAAACGACUUGAGUUUUAGUCUUACCUGGAACUUCUUGAAGAUUGAUAAUCAAAAAAGAAAGAAGAAAUUUAAGAAGUUACAUAAGUAUGCAACCUGUACAUUAUUGAAACAUGAAAUAUCCAACAUUGUUGACUGUUAGUACAUUAUUAUUGACUAUAAGAUUGUUCCAUCUGUAUAUAAUUCGCUCAUGGUAUGUCCCAGAUGAAUACUGGCAGUCUUUGGAGAUAGCUCAUUAUAUUACUUUUGAUUUUGGAUAUCGCACUUGGGAAUGGAUUGUUGGUAUAAGAAGUUAUAUUUCUGUUUCGUGGAUUGUAAUAUUAUAUAAGAUUUUAAAAUUUUUCUCCCUGGACACAUUACAACUUUUAAUAUGGAGUCCGCGCUUUCUACAAACACUUUUUUCAUCAUUUUCGGAUUAUUGUUUCGUGUCCUGGAUACAAAAACACUCUAAAUGUUCAAAUAUAUUUUGGCCAGUUCUUUGUUAUAUGUCAAGUCCUUUUUUGGCAUAUUGUUCGACGCGUACCUUAGUCAACACAUUGGAAACCAACUUGACAACAAUUGCCUUGUAUUAUUACCCUUGGUCAUUGAAGAAUAAAGAUGUCAAAUUUUUAUGGUUAGUUGCUCUUGUUUGUGUUAUGCGCCCAACAGCAAUAAUUGUGUGGCUACCAUUAAUUGUAUUUGAUUUUCUUGCACAUAAACGUUAUACUCUAAAUAACCUAGCAAGGUAUAUUUGUAUUGGUUUAACAUCAUUUAUAUUUUCUAUAACAUUGGAUUCAUACUUUCACGGUUCUUUUGUUGUUACACAGUGGAAUUUUUUGUAUUAUAAUAUUAUAAAAAAAGUCAAUGCUCAUUAUUCUGUUGAAAAUUGGUAUUGGUACUUUGUCAGUGGAUUACCACCAGUGUUGGGACCUAUAUUUUUUAUAUUCAUUUACUGUCUGAUCAAAAAAAUAAGACAUAUCAAUCUUUAUGAUACUGAUUCCAAGUUAGUAGUCACAGUAUUUUGGUCGUUGUCAGUCUUAAGUAUGGUUGCUCAUAAAGAACAAAGAUUUCUACUACCAUUAGUUCCUAUGAUAUUCUUUAUUACAUCUCAACAAAUUUCUAUAGUUUGUAAAAAGUUUAUGAAAUUAGGAACUCUAUCAGUCAUAUUAAAUAUCAUAGUAUUAAUUUAUUUAGGAAGGUAUCAUCAAAUAGGGUCUACUAGAGUUAUGCCAUAUUUAGCUAAGAUACCCCAAAAUUCAACAUUAUUAUUUCUCAUGCCAUGCCACUCAACUCCACUUUAUAGUCAUCUGCAUUUGAAUGUAUAUGCAAAGAUUUUAACAUGUGAGCCAAACCUAAACAACAUUUCAAAUUAUACUGAUGAAGCUGAUGUAUUUUAUGAAAAUCCAAAGAAGUGGCUUGAUGAGUAUUAUUCAGCUGAAAGUAAUAACAAAUUACCAACACACAUAGUUAUGUUUGAGGUACUAUCAAACACCCUACAUGAAUUUUUGACUAAAGGAAAAUACAAAAAUGUUUUAACAAUGUUUCACACCGAUUUUCCAUCUGCUAGAACUGGACGGUACAUAAUUAUGUAUUCAAAUAUUGAAUACCCUGAUAAGUAUAAUUAUUUUGAUGGUCGUUUUCAGUAAAAUAGAGUUUUAAAGUUUGAUUGUAUUUUUAUUGACUAUGUUUUACAUUUUGGGUUUGUUAUUUAAAACAAUAUUGAAGUUUAUAUAAAUUAAUUUACUAUUAGAUCAUGUUAAAUACUUGUUACCAAUUAAUGUUUAAUUGUUCAGUUAUCUUAUUUUGAAUUACAAUGAUUAAACAAUUUUCAGUGUUAAU